Oryctolagus cuniculus (rabbit) is the source of this 8807-nucleotide messenger RNA. RefSeq names its product apoptosis antagonizing transcription factor (gene AATF). Gene Ontology annotation, biological process: regulation of transcription by RNA polymerase II. NCBI's taxonomy places the organism in Eukaryota, Metazoa, Chordata, Mammalia, Lagomorpha, Leporidae. Gene Ontology annotation, cellular component: nucleolus; nucleus. The record is from RefSeq and is a predicted model, not a curated record.
CGAGCGCGCCUCCCGGAAGUAGCCGGUCGGGAGCUGAGCGCUGUACUCCGCGCGGUCCUCGGUAGUGGUGUCGGGGCGUGAGGACCCGGCUGGCGGGGACAGAGUGUGCCUUCUCGGCGCUUGGGCUGCGUCUUCACCUGCGUUGUUCCGACCGAGACCUGGGGACGAUGGCGGGGCUGCAACCUCUGGCGCUGCAGCUGGAACAGUUGUUGAAUCCCCGACCGCGCGAGGCGGAUCCUGAGGCCGACCCGGAGGAGGACACUGCUGCCAGAGUGAUUGACAGGUUUGAUGAAGGGGAAGAAGGGGACGGUGAUUUCCUGGCGGUCGGUAGCAUUAGAAAACUGGCAUCGGCCUCCCUCUUGGACACAGACAAAAGGUAUUCUGGCAAGACCAUCUCUAGGAAAGCUUGGAAGGGAGACCAGUGGGAGCAGACUCUGCCAGGUUCAUCUGACAAGGAAACACCUGAUGAGGAAGAGCCUGGAGAUACAGACUCGGAGGGACUGGGUCUGGAGGGCUCUGAUGAAGACCUGAGUGCCCCUGAGGAACAGGAGUAUGCUGAUGAGGAAGAGGAAGAGGAAGAGGGAAGGAAGAAGAGGAGCAGGAGCCGCUCUGCACACACGCCAGGCUUCCGAGUGCAGAGCAUCAGUGACUUUGAGAGAUUUACUGAGGGAAUGGAUGACCUUGGGAGCGGUGAGGACGAGGAGGAUGAAGAUGAAGAGAGUGGCAUGGAGGAAGGGGAGGAAGGGGAUGAGGAGGAGGACUUGGAGCGUGAGAGUGAGGAAGACAGGGCUGGAGACAGGAACAGUGAAGACGAUGGUGUGGUGAUGACCUUCUCCAGUGUCAAAGUUUCCGAGGAAGUGGAAAAAGGACGAGCUGUGAAGAACCAGAUAGCACUGUGGGAUCAGCUCUUAGAAGGAAGGAUCAAACUGCAGAAAGCUCUGUUGACCACUAAUCAGCUGCCUCAACCAGAUGUUUUCCCUAUUUUCAAGGACAAAGGUGGUCCAGAAUUUGCCAGUGCCCUGAAAAAUAGUCACAAAGCCCUUAAAGCAUUGUUGAGGUCAUUGGUGGAUCUUCAGGAAGAGUUGCUGUGUCAGUACCCAGACACUAGGUACCUGGUAGAUGGGACCAAGCCUGAAGUAGAAAGUGAGGAGAUUUCUAGUGAAGAAGAUGAGGUGGUACAAGAGAAGAAGAAGCAGAAAAGGGCACCACCAAAGAGGAAGCUGGAGAUGGAUGACUACCCCAGCUUCAUGGCAAAGCGCUUUUCCGACUUCACCAUCUACAGGAACCGCACACUUCAGAAGUGGCAUGAUAAAACCAAGCUGGCUUCUGGAAAACUCGGGAAGGGUUUUGGUGCCUUUGAACGCUCGAUCUUGACUCAGAUUGAUCAUAUUCUUAUGGACAAAGAAAGAUUACUCCGAAGGACACAGACGAAGCGCUCUGUCUACCGGGUUCUUGGCAAACCGGAACUUGCAGCUCAGCCUGUCCCAGAGAGUUUGCCAGGAGAACUAGAGGUCCUUCCUGAAGCCUCUGCCAAUGCUCACCUGAAGGACUUGGAUGAAGAAAUCUUUGAUGAUGAUGACUUUUACCACCAGCUCCUACGAGAACUCAUAGAACGAAAGACCAGCUCCUUGGAUCCCAAUGAUCAGGUGGCCAUGGGAAGGCAGUGGCUUGCCAUCCAGAAGUUACGAAGCAAAAUCCACAAGAAAGUGGAUAGGAAAGCUAGCAAAGGAAGGAAACUUCGGUUUCAUGUCCUUAGCAAGCUACUGAGCUUCAUGGCACCUAUUGACAGUACUACAAUGAAUGAUGAUGCUAGAUAUAUUUUAAAAAGAAAAAGAAACUGUUGUCCCAUAAUCUCUGUGCAUCUCCGAGACGUUGUGGAGCAGCAGUAGCAUUUGCCCUUGGUCCCCUUGGGUUUCCGCCAGGCAGGAUGGACGGCUUUUGUUUGGGAUGAGUAGCACUGCCAAGUGGUCAUCGGCAAGGCGUCUUCUACAGCGGACAUUUGGAAUGCCCUGGGCAUGUAAUGGACAGUGGCAGCUCUGUGGAGGCCAUGGAGCCCUGCUCUGCCUGCCCUGAGCUGAGAGACUGUGCUGGCAGUGGCGAGAUUGGCUCGGGGGACUCAGGGGCCUUCCUACAGGGCCCCGGCAGACAGGAGGGCUCCCAGGAGUUCCGUCAGGCUGGCAAGAAGGCUUUGUGCCCCGAGCCCUGGAGGAAACUGCAGCCGGUUAACACAGGAAAUGACAGAUUUAGUGGGGGAAACAUCACAAGGAUGCAGUGCUGCCACAGGGAAAAGCCGUGAGCACUGUUCCUCUCGUGGCCUGGAGGGACCAGGGCCGUGGGUGCGGGGCACAGGAGAGCAGAGUUGGGUGUUUUUGUGUCUCCCCUGUGCAGUGGGCUGUCCUGGGUGACACUGCGUGCAUUCUCCCUGCCUGCCUUCUGCAGUGCCUCUCCUGUCUUUUGUCACCCAAUGAAGGUCAGCGCAGCACUAGAAACCAGUUGGUUUGAAUUCAUUAGACCUGUGUGUUGUGUUUUGAGGCUGGAGAGCAUAUAGUCUGGUACAUGUUUACAGGCUUCCACAGCACUAGGUAAGACAGAAGCACGUGUGUAGGGUGGCCUCAGCCGCAUUACCAGUGAUUUGUAAAAGCGUGCCGCGUCAUCUGCGGCUGGGAGCAGGCACGCAUGUGUAUUUGGGCACCAACCACCCCCAAGCUGACUCCUCCCGAGCUUUCCACCUUGAUCCACACUUCGCCAGACGUGCCAGAAUUGGAACCCUUGGUCUGACUUUGUCUUCCUAUCCUUUUGUCAUUUUCCCUUGAUCUUCUGGGUAUGUCUAACGGACUGGGUCAAGGGGUUCCUCCAGCACCCAGGAGAGAGGAAAGAAAGGCAAGGAUGCAUUCUGGGGUGUAUCUUGUAUAUUUGGGAAUACUCUCCCCUGUGGAGCCACAAAUGAAGUUUCAAUCAAGGGCAGAUUAUACAUAUGAUUUUAAUCAGGAAAGUAGCAACAUUGCCUUCACUGACGUGCAGGAGACCAACAUGUAAUGCUUGCUUGGAGACCCUGGUGUAUUCUGGGAGGCUAGACAGGUUUCUCUAGGCACAGUGGGGCAGCUGCUCUCUGCUGUCCCCUGCUUUUGCCCACAGGAGCAAGUGGGAACAGCCAUGGGGGUGUCUUGGCAGCUUGGGGGUUUCCAGGGCGGGAGAGGAGAGUGUGGUCUUUCCGAGAGCAGACAGUGGAAUUCCUCCAGAAUCCCCAACAAUGCAAGCUACUGACCUAGCAAAUUGAAAGCCCCGCACAGACCAUUUGCAGGUUUAUAUGCCCCUUUGUACUGUGCACCCAAAUAACAUGGCGAGAGAUGAUGAUCUGCGAGAAGUGCAUGUGUCCUCGUGUCUGGCCAGGGCUGCAUUUUUAUACACAUGCACCCCCAUUUCAUUACAGACCAUCUUUGCCGUGGAAGUGGUUGCAUCUCACAGCUAGCUAACCUGGGUGUACUUUCGGUCUGUCCAGAGAAUCACAUAAUAACGGAGCUGAAUCCGAACACGCGCACGCGCACACACGGUCUGUCUUUAUGGAAAAUGGCUGCUAAUCCAUGAUGAUUUUUUUCCAGAAACAGUUUUUAUGAUAAUAUAGUAAAAAUAUUAAAUUAGAAAAUGCCUCACUAAGGGUUAUAAAACCUUACUACACCAGAGAUAGGUAAUUAUCCCCUCUACAGCCUAAAUGACAGUUUAAAAGAAAUAAAAAUGUUAGUGCUCAUUACUUGCGUUUGUAGGUUGCAAUAAAGGAUGAGUUAAAUUUUAAUUCAAGGAAGGGCCUCUGCUGGCGACCUUCUGCCUUAGGUCGGGCCCUGUUAAUUACCGCGUGGGUGGUCGUCCUGCACACCGCCCCUGUUAAUGCGUUUUCUACAGUGGACGUUCCCACUGGCCAUUGAGACCAGGAGCGUGCAAGGGGAGAGGAACAUUUCAGAUCAGUGAUUCAGAUCUUGAUUCUUAAUGUGAUAGGGAGCAGGAAUUAUGUAUUUUUAAGCCAAGUUCAUUAUGCAUAGCCGUAAGGGGUCCUCCAGUAUUCACGUCUGCACUCACCCUGGAGAGGCAAUGGAGACCAGAUUGACUCGCAGGACCAUGGUGCGCUUCGCUGUACUGCUCAGUCCCAGUUAGGCAGGGUGCAGUGUGGGGGGGCUGCCACAGCAGAACUGUCUGGUCCUCGUUUUCUACAGUUUGCUUCUCCUGGGCUGCAGUAAGGGAUUUGGGCAUGUUUUGUUGGUUUCAGAUGUUUUCAUCUUUCUCUAAGCCCCAGCUCCACAUCUAGCACCAUUUUUGGGUCUGGGGAGAACUUCAGGGCCCCUGUGCCUCAGCCAUCAUCCUGGGUUUGCCAAGACUUGCCAGGCAGAGAGAACUGCAGGGGAUGGGAUACAGCUGUGCCAGAAUGGUGGGUUCUCCUUACCUGGCCUUCACCGUCCUCCCGCCUGACCAGGAGGCCACCUCAAGCCUGUCUCUAAGCUUGGGCCUCACCCCGGGCUGGGGACACAUCCAGGACACCAAGCACAGGGGCCAUUGGAAAUGUGGGUGCAGGGACUGACCAAGCAAAUGCUGAGGAUGGGUCACAGCAGGUUUGAGACAGCUGUGUGAGUGAAAGAACUCAGUGACCCCGCUGUAGUCGCUCCCACCCCUGGCGGGGAGGGUGCUCCGGUGUUUGUGGAAAAUGCCACAUUCUGAGAAAAGUGUGGGGACUUGAACUUUUUUUUGAAAUACCUUCAUAUUUGUUUGUGACAGAAUUUCUCGAUGCCUACAUCUGUUAACACAAUAAAGGAAUAGAGCUGAUGCUGAAUCCUCUUCCAUUGUAGCAAUAAGUAAUUUUCUUCCUUAGAUCCUUGAACAGCAGAAGGAAAACCCUCGUGGAUAUCGGAUAUCGUUGAGAGAUGUACUUGUAUAGUGAUGGGGGGCAUAAUUAUAUUAAAUUGUCACUAAAAUUGUGAUACAUUGUACUAGAGUGUCAUUGAAUAUAUCAAUUAUAUCCUGAUAACUGUAGUGAUAACUCAACAUAGAAGAAAAAUUUUAAUCACUUCUCCUUUCUGUUUUUUAAAUUUCAAAAAGUUCAAAAAUAUUUCCAUUUAUAUACUUGUAUAACAGGUUGAUCAAUAAAAUAAGUAAAAAUUAUUAUAUUAGAAGUCAAGUGGAUAUACACAUUUAAGAAGAAAAAGGUGUCAGAUUUCCAAGUUAAACAGUUUGUUUGUUAAAUGAAUGAGAUUCCAUUGGGUACUUCACAAAUGGGAUGUCAUAGUUUUGCUUUUAAAAGCUAAUAUUGCAAACAUUCUGGUAGUUGCAUCCUUUGUGACUCUGCUUCCUGUGAAAACCUUCCUGUCACACCUGCAGGGGUGUGAGGGGCACGUGGGGCUUUGCGAAGUUCAUCCAUGGGUUUGCCCGCAGUGACCUCUGCCUGGGCUGGGCCGUGCACCUGCUGAACCCUCCUGCUGCUGCUCCUGGACCCCAGGGAGGUGUGCCUGGGGAAUCCAAGGGAGCAGAAGAGCCAGUGCAGCCUGCAGGAACGCAAGUGACAGAGGCACUCCGCAGGCGGACACGGCCCUGAUGGGGGUAGUGGCUGAGAAGGACAUAAAACUUGAAAUUGCUUGGGGACUUUUAGAUGGGAAUCAUCUCUCUCCCUCCAUAAGACAUUUUAAGAACCCAGACCACUCGGCUUCCCAGGCCGCCUUGCAGCAAGCAGCUGCCUGUGUGCCCGUGUUGCCAGCUUUGCCCACCUGAGUGUGAAAUGAUGCUCUAUCGAAACGCGGGGGCAGCGUCUCCCCCGCUGCUGCCUGCCGAGCCCCGCUGCGCACCGGAACUGCUGCCUGCGCCGGGCGCUCCGCUGACAGUGCACGCCAGUGAAAGCAUUUGCUCGGGGGUAAUGAUGGGGUCUGGGGCUGGCGAGGCGGGGAGGGUGUGAUGGUGAUGGGCUAAAUAGCAUUGUGCUUCUGCUCUGCCCGUGGCGUCUUAAAGCCAUACUGUCCUUUUUGUCACAGCAACUCUCCCCUUAAUGCCAUUUCAUUUUUUUUUUUUUUUAAUAGAAAUGGCUAGAGGGACUUGUGUUUGCUGGCAAGUCGGCAGGCUGUGGUGUGGUGGGAUGAAGGCUGGCCAGGUGCUGCUGCUGGCCUUGCGAGGGCGCGACCUGGAAGCCAGGCAUGCAUUUGGUCUGAAGCUGCCUCCACCUGCCUGCGCCUUGCAGGCUGGGUGGGGCGAGGGGCACAGAUGUGCCACAGAGGAACAAAGGAGAUGGACGGUGCCUGGAGACCCUGCCUGCUUUGUAUGCCCAGCGGCUGCUUAGUGGUUCAGGGUGAAGGGACCAGCCAUUCUUGGGAUAAAAUUCCUGCAGUAAAAUUGGAGAGCCGUUGUUUUCCUGCCAGCACUGUCCCUCCCCAUCUUGUCUUGUUCUGUACUCCCGACUUGGUAAAGACCAUUUACCACUGCAGCUUUUGUGGUUUCUUCUUUAAGGUAUUCACUCCUUCCUUGUCUAAAACUCUGUUACACUAGUCCUGUGGCUGAAUUUCCUGAUUCUAAUACUUUUCUCUUCCUGUCCACAACUUUAGCAGGGUGAUUCACACACAUACACACAUACAGACACACAAAGACUAAUCUGUCUUGGUGAACUAAAAUAGCUAUUUGGAAGGUGAGGGUUUUUUUUUUCCCCCUUAAAGAUUUAUUUGCUCGUUUACUUGAUGGCCAGAGUGAGAGAAAUCUUCCUUCUCUGGUUCACUCCCCAAAUGGUCACCACAGCCAAGAUUGGGCCAACCAAAAGCCGGGGGCCAGGAACUCACUAGGUAGGUUUCCCACAAUGGUUGCAGGAAUCCAGGUAUUUGGGCCAUCUGCCUCUGCCCUCCCAGGAGCAUUAGCAGGGAGCUGGAUCAGAAGUGGAGCAGCCAGGACUCAAACUGGCUCUCAGAUAGGAGAUGCUGGCUGCACAAACGGCAGCUUAAGCUGCCCUGCAGCAGUGCUGCCCCUUGGUUUAUGUUUAAAGUAAGGUUUGCUGGUGAUGACUUUCGGGUAAUGGGCAUUUUAAGAGCCAGUUUUCUUCCCCUCCUUCUUUCUUUCCUUCCUUCCUCCCUUCCUUUUUUGAAGAUUUAUUUAUUUAUUUGAAGGAGUUACAGGGAGGGAAGGACAGAGAGAGAGAUCUUCCAUCUGUUGGUUCAUUCCCCAGACAGCCACAACAUCCAGGACUGCAUCAGGUUGAACACCAGGCUCCAAAAACUCCAUCUGGGUCUUCCACAUGGUGGCAGAGGCCCAAGGACUUGGGUUAUCUUCCUCUGCUUUCCCAGGCACAUUAACAGAGAGCCGGAACCGAAGUGGCGAAGCCGGGACAGGAACCUGUGCCCAUAUGGGAUGUCAGGGUCUCAGGCAGUGGCUUUACCAGCUACACCACAACCCUGGUCCCUGAAAACCAGUUUUCUUAACAAGGAAGGCAGGCUGUAUUUUCAGUUGGGCUGUGAACAUGUCAGAGCAAGCAUGACUUCCUCCUUGGGGGUGUUGACUCCUGGUCCAUGCCCUGUGCUGGGUGCCCACCGUCCUGUGAGGGUGGUGGCUGGCCCUUUGUGCGGAGUGCACACAUGAGCCGCCUGCUUGAGUUGGCCUUGUGCAGCUCCCCACCCGCCCCGCCCCUGUCCCUUGUCAGGAACAUUCUCACCUGUGUAAGAAUGCUCCAUCCACAGGAAAGCCCUCUGGAGUUUGUGUCAUAGCAACAGGAAGGGUCUCCCUGCUUUGAGAUUUCCCAGUCUUGGCCAGGUGGUGUUUUUUGUUUGUUUGUUUGUUUGUAAGAUUUAUUUAUUCAUUUGAAAGGCAGAGUACAGAUGGGAGAUGGGGCGGUGAGAGAGAAAGGUCUUCCAUCUGCUGGUUCACUCUCCAAAUGGCUGCAACAGCCGGAGCUGAGCUGAUCCGAAGCCAGGAGCAAGGCAUUUCUUCCAGGUCUCCCACAUGGGUGUAGGGGCCCAGGGACGUUGGUCAUCUUCCACUGCUCUCCCAGGCCUUUGGGUAGAGAGCUAGAUCAGAAGUGACAGGACUUGAACCGAUGUCUAUAUGGGCACUGCAGGCGGAGACUUAAGCUACUGUGCCACAGCGCUGGCCCCCUUUGGCCAGAUGUUUUGUUUGUGUGCUGCAUUUAAUAACAGGAGCACAGGUUGGAAGUCAUCAUUUAUUUUCAAGAACCCAAGACCCUAGCAUGUAGUGAUUUGUUUUUAUGGCAAAACCCAACUUUGGAAAUAAAUUAGCCAAUCAAAUUGUUUAUUAGGCUGAGAGCAGAGAAAGAGGGACUGGGCAGUGGGGAGGGCCUUGCCUUGCUCCUAAACAGCUGCACACAUGAUGGUAAUUGGAAUCUUGUUGCUGGGUCAUUUUCAUUGUUUUUCUAGUACUGCCAAGUCCAAGAAAAUGUAUGGAAACUAAAUUAUAUCCCCUGCAUCUCGUGUCUGAUUGAAUCCUCCUCGUGGCGUGGCAGUCUCAUGCCUCCUAUUAAAAUAUUCCAUCUUGUCUUCUUACUUGAAGAGCCCUCUGCAAAGGGCGGACGGACAGAAAACUCAUUCCCUAGAGACAGGGUUUCCAGCCACACCGGACUGUUGACAUAGCUCACUAUCUGAUUCCCAUAUAUUUGUGAACAAGAGCUGUGGGAUGCCUUUUUAAUUAUAUGGCUGUGUUUUCAAUUGGAGAAGCAGAUUAGGGUCCUUCACAGCUUCUUGCUUUCCUUGUAACCUUGAAAAGCUAGCCAAAGUGUUAACCAGUUUGUUUGGUUUCUUUUCCAGGACAGAGCUGUAUCGAUCCCUCUUUGGCCAGCUCAACCCUCC